Messenger RNA from Coniosporium apollinis CBS 100218, 483 nucleotides. RefSeq lists its product as uncharacterized. The record is from RefSeq and is a predicted model, not a curated record. Bases 1 to 483 code for a protein of 160 amino acids. The transcript is spliced from 2 exons. NCBI's taxonomy places the organism in Eukaryota, Fungi, Ascomycota, Dothideomycetes.
AUGACGAUGCAAGGGAUCGUUGCGAUGUUCGUGCUAGUCGAAUUGACCACUGAGAAGAUCGACUCAAUUCUGAGAGAAGCUCGCUCGCGCCCGUACGAACCAUGGUGCUACUGGCUAGCCGAUCAAUACGAAACAGCCCCACCAGACACUGAUGAAGGAGGUAUCGACGGCACGAAGGCACCGAUUGAUAAAGACUGGAAGUCCCCCUUCAUUGGCAGGACCUUGCGAGAAUGCGCGGAUUUUCUUAGGAAGGCUCCGUCCAGCGCCUGGCUGGAUCGCAAUUUUUUCGCCGUCGUCGAGGAACACACCCUAGACAAGGGUGUAAUCACUCUUUGUAGGAUUGGCAACUGGGUGGGAGAAGGGGAUGAGAUUACGUCGCUGCCGGCGAGACUCAGGGAGUCUGGUGAUCUGUUGGGUGGUAUGGAUCCCGACAGUUGGGACGAGUGGCUCGAGGAUACGAAGAGGACAGGAAAGCCUGCAUAG